AUGAAAAUUGUCUGUGGAAAAGCCAUGGGAAAACCGGUUUCAUCGUUUAGACGUUCAACUGCCAGUCGGUGGGGUCGUCUAAGAGGUCGUCUUUGCCUCGAGGUGGCUUUGAACUUCUGGAGAGGUUGCGCUCUUUGCUUUCGGUUUUGAUCAAAUCCAGGGUUCGAAUGCAUUGGUUAGUUUAGUAUGCUCGAGAAAAUGGCGAUGACGGUGGACGGCGGCGGCAAAGAAGAGCUCAAAACCCAGUUCAUGACGAGAGAAGGGACUUACAGGCUCAUGACCCUCUCGGAAUAUUCUAGGCCCAACAGAGUAGGCUACACGAAUAUACAGGGCAGCACCUCUGUCAGGGUAUCGUUCGUCACUUUGCCCGAUCCGAACGGGAACGGUGACAGGAUUUGCUUCAACAUCGGACGUGAACUCUACGUUUUUAUUUAUAAAGGAGUUAAAACGGCUGCUGAUUUAACGAAGCCAGUUGAUAAAAAAAUGUAUAAAGGUACUAAUCCAACAUGCCAUGACUUCAACACCGUAAGCAUGACAGCCGAUUCUGUAUCUCUAUUAGUCGGUUUCUCUACAGGUCAAGUACAGUUGAUCGAUCCGAUUAAAAAGGAGCUUAGCAAAUUAUACAAUGAAGAGAGGCUUAUAGAUAAGAGCAGAGUUACGUGUAUUAGAUGGGUUCCGGAUUCUAGCAAUUUAUUUUUGGUUUCCCACAGCAGUGGACAACUUUAUUUGUACAACGAGGAGUUGCCUUGUGGUACAUCACCUCCACACUACCAAGUUUUCAAACAAGGAGAAAGUUUCACUGUGCAUACUUGUAAAACAAAAAGCACCCGCAACCCCCUUUAUCGUUGGGUUAUUGGAAACGAAGGGGUCAGCAUAAACGAAUUUGCUUUCUCACCGUGUGGCACUUAUUUAGCAGUUGUAUCUCAAGAUGGAUUUUUACGAGUUUUCUAUUAUGACACGAUGGAAUUAGUAGGCAGUGCCAGGAGUUAUUUCGGUGGUUUCUUGUGCGUUUGUUGGUCACCAGAUUGUAAAUACAUAGUAGUCGGUGGUGAGGAUGAUUUAGUGACAGUUUGGAGUUUCCACGAGAGAAGAGUUGUUGCAAGAGGACAAGGUCAUCACAGUUGGGUGAGUGUUGUAGCCUUUGAUCCGUACACUUCUGCAAUAGGAAACAUUUCAGAAUGGAAUGAAAAUUCAAAUUCGGAGACUAAAGUGGACACUUGUUAUAGAUUAGGCUCAGUAGGUCAAGACACUCAGUUGUGUUUGUGGGAUAUAACAGAUGAUGUGUUAAGGCAAAAGCCUGCAAAUCGGACUAGAUCAAGUGUAAUCAGUGGCUCUGUCUCAUCAAGUUUGAACAAUACUCAUAAGACUUCCAAUGCUAUUUUUAACAAAGAAAAAGAAACUAGUGAACCUAUCACCAGUUUUACUCAAAGGCUUGGUAUCGGCUUUGAUAGAAAAGAUAAUGUGGGCCACAAACGUAGUCUCUCGAAAGGUGCAUCUAUUCAUAUAUCAAAUAAUUUUUCUGACGAUCCAAUGAAAUUAAUCGGGACCAACAGUUGCCCCCGUUUUGACGAAUGUCCUCUAAUGGAACCAUUAGUUUGCAAAAAAAUUGCCCAUGAAAGAUUAACAGCACUCGUGUUUAGGGAGGAUUGUUUUGUGGCCGCAUGUCAGGACGGUUAUGUUUAUACAUGGGCACGGCCUGGUAAAAUGGUCAGUGAUAGUGAAUUUGUCACAUUUUCCUAAUACAAAAUAAUCAAUGUAAAUAUAACUUUCCAGCUUUGGAAAUUCCUUAAUGUUAAAUACAAUAGGGAAACAAAAGUGAAAAAUACUGCACAGCAGAAACUGCAAUGUGUAGUAUAAUUUUGUACCUGAACAUAGCCAACCAAAAAACUUAAAGGAUAUAUUUAUAAAUAAAUAGGUAAUAAUUUUAAAAAGUAAACAUUAAAAGUCGGGAUCUAAAAAAAAAAUAUUGAUUUACUACAAAAUCAGUUGUAAUCGGCUGGUUUGUAAAAAAAAAUAUUGUAUUACUUUAUCAGUUAGGUUUUAAUUUAAUCAGUUGACGAAAUCCAAUAUAAUUGGAGAUCUAAACAUACCAUGCAUUUUGAUUGUUGUAAAUUACUUAUGUUAAGUAUUUAAUUAAUUUUUCUCUUCAUAGUCAUUGUCAUUAUUAAAAUAUUAAGUAUUAGCAAUGGUCAUUCAAGCGAGGAUAAACAUUUAUCUGUUUUCAAAUUAUCCAACUCAUAAUGCAAUAGGAUAAAAACUCUUGUGAAGUGUUUUGACAAAUAUUUCCAUUUUUAUUCUAUGGAAAUAAAAAUUACAAUACGCUUGGUAAUAGAAACAUUUCAUUGUGUUCACAUUGGUGCAACUGAUAAUACAGUUGUACUUCUACUUUAUCAACAUCAUAUAAUAAGUCCCUAGUACUUAUUUAUGUUGUUAAUUAUAGAAAAGGAAAAUGUUAAACCAAAAUUUCUGUGGACCAAAAAACGAAAUUCAACCUUCAAAAUUUGAAAAAUGUGUACUUGUCUAACAACAUUGACCAUUGCAGAAAGGAAAAUAACCAAAAUAAGAGUUACAAUAUUAAUACGAGUCAUUUAUUGAACAGUUUUCACUGUAAUAUGUGUAUAUUUUGGUUAUACUACUUUUCCUUUUAUCAAUCUUAAACAACUGAGCUGAUUAUAUUUGGAAAUAUAUGAAUUUAUGAUGGAGGAGUUUGUUUUAUUUCAUUUUUAUGUUGAAAGUGUAAAGUUCAUCUACUUACAUGGAAAAAAUAUUUUUUUUUUUU
Cimex lectularius (bed bug) is the source of this 2779-nucleotide messenger RNA. Its product is annotated as WD repeat-containing protein 20. The coding region runs from base 187 to 1740 and encodes 517 amino acids. The record is from RefSeq and is a predicted model, not a curated record. Gene Ontology annotation, molecular function: protein binding. The transcript is spliced from 3 exons. NCBI's taxonomy places the organism in Eukaryota, Metazoa, Arthropoda, Insecta, Hemiptera, Cimicidae.